CGUAACGAAUUGACGCUGAUGUCAGAACUAGGAGUGAGCCUUAUGUGUACUGACUAAAGGGUGUUAUCAUAUAAUAUGUUUGCAGUUGCGCGAAAAUGUUCUGGUUCCUCACUCUGUCUUCAACUGUUUUGGUUAGCGUUUCGCAAUUCUUCGUCAUGAUGCGUGCCUACCGACUGUGGGAUCACAAGCCGACUGUUCGCAGGGUACUGCCCUUCGUGUUUGUUGCCUGCAUAACGGGCGCACUCGUUUUAUCUGUCAUGACGGUUUUGACUUUUUUGAAAACACAAAUCGAACUACCACCUGAACUGAUAGUCUGCGCAGUCACCGGAGUACCGAAGACAAUACCUUCCACGAUAGGUAUCUUGCUGUCAUUUAAUGUCCUUGUGAUUUUGAUCUCCUUCUACAAUGCUCUCGAAAACCCGCGCCGAUAUGAAAGCGAAGUUUUUGAUUCACUGCGACGUGAUGGCUCAAGGAUCUAUUUACUUAUUUCCCUCCUAUAUGUGCCACCCCUGAUAGCAUCUCUUGUUACGGAUAUUCUCGUGUUCUUCCCUAUGUUGAUUCUCGCAUCGUCCCUGAAGGUCAAUCUAACUUCUCGGAUGCAGCUUCGUGUCGAAAGCCUGAGCUUAUCCGACACUCUACACCCUGUCGCGAGAUAUACGGUACAGGAAAGCUAUUAACAUUUGGGAUACAUCUAGAAUACAAUUGCGCUUCUCAGUAUUGUUGUCGAUGAUAAGAGACACUGUCACCACCUCAAUGUGAAUCACCGUAUUCUGCCUGUGAGACCUUGUGAGAUUCCGAG
This is a messenger RNA of Desarmillaria tabescens, 799 nucleotides long. RefSeq lists its product as uncharacterized. The record is from RefSeq and is a predicted model, not a curated record. Bases 96 to 677 code for a protein of 193 amino acids. The transcript has 8 exons. NCBI's taxonomy places the organism in Eukaryota, Fungi, Basidiomycota, Agaricomycetes, Agaricales, Physalacriaceae.